UUUAUACACAUCACUUUAUUUUCCAGAAGAGUGGACCCAAAACAAGGGACAAAUGUAAUGUAUUUCGCAGUUGUAAAUCAAACAAAUGAGGGAAGUCGAUGAAUGAUGCGUAACGUUACACAAAUGUGAGCACGGUUUGGAGGAGCUGCCCUGGUUCUGUUGUAAAGAUGGAUGUUGUGUGCUGGCUGUUGGGUCUACUGCUGUAUUCUCUUCCACGCUGCUGGGGUCAGGAGGAUCAGGAAGUGUUCUACACAGGAGACCACGGGGCCUUCCAGCCCCAGAGCGCUCUGACCGACAUGGAGUUCGCCGCCGCCGUCGCCUCCUACAGAGGCCCCGGCAACAACGACUCCCGUGGCAACAAGGAGCUGCCCAUCAUCCUGUGGUGGAGCGCGGGCCUCUUCCCCCACUUCCCCGGCGACACGGAGCGCAUCGACUGCCACCACUCCUCCUGCCUGGUCACGCGUAACCGUAAAGUGCAGCUCUACAAGCGCACGUCGGCCAUCAUCUUCUACGGCACGGACUUCCGGGCCUACGAGGCGCCCCUGCCCCGCUUACCCCACCAGACGUGGGCCCUGUUUCACGAGGAAUCGCCCAUGAACAACUACGUGCUCUCCCAUGGCCCUGGCAUACGUCUCUUCAACUACACGGCCACGUUCAGGCGCGAGUCGGACUACCCGCUCACCCUGCAGUGGCUGCCCUCGCUGGAGUACCUGCUGCGGCCCACGGCCGUGUCCCUGCAGGAGAAGAACCGCUGGAGGAGGGAGGGCCUGGCGCCCGUGCUCUACAUGCAGUCCCACUGCGACGUGCCCUCCGACCGGGACCGCUACGUCCAGGAGCUGAUGAAGUACAUUGAGAUCGACUCGUAUGGCAAGUGCCUGACCAACAAGCCCCUGCUUGAGCGGCUGGAGGACACCAGCACGGCCACGGGCGAGGACGGCGAGUUCAUGAGCUUCGUGGCGCGCUACAAGUUCCACCUGGCCCUGGAGAACGGCCGGUGCUCCGACUACAUGACGGAGAAGCUGUGGCGGCCCAUGCAGCAGGGCUGCGUGCCCAUCUACCGCGGCUCACCCUCCGUGGCCGACUGGCUGCCCAACGACCACUCGGCCAUCGUCAUCGACGACUUCCCCAGCCCCAGGAAGCUGGCCGAGUUCAUCCUGGCCCUGGACGGCGACGACGCGGCGUACUCCCGCUACUUGGAGUACAAGACGCCCAGCAAGAUCACCAACUUGCGACUGUUGGAAGGGCUGGAGAGCAGGGAGUGGGGCGUCAACGACAUGAGCAAGCCCAACUACCUCAACGGCUUCGAGUGCUACGUCUGCGACCAGGAGAACAAGAGGUUGGCGGAGGAGAGGAGGCAUCGGCAGAACCCGCAGCUUCACCCGGCGCCCUCGCCGAAGAUGGCCAACAACUCCCACAUGGGCUGCCCCCUGCCCAGCCCCGGGUAUGGGGAAGUGCAGGACGUUCACCCCGAUGAUAGCUGGCUGCAGAUGUGGCCCCAAGAUUACUGGCAGAGUUUGGACCAGGCCGAGGGCUUGGAGUCCCUUAUCAGACAGAACGAAUCCGACCCCGCACUUUUGUGGCAACACAUCCAGAGGAUCGCCACAAGGAGAGCCAAAGGUCACUGACGCGCUCGUCUGAACCAUGGCACUCGUCUAAACUCUGUUGUCUGAACUGUGGCGCUCGGCUAAACUCUGUUGUCUGAACUGUGGCUGAAACACUCGCUAUCAAAGUUUGACCUCAGUGUUUGUCACCCCAGAGAAACUGCAAAGACUCACAGUCACUUUACUAUCUUUUAUACCAAUCAUGAAAAGGUCGAUGUUAAUUUUAGAUGCAUGAAAGCAUCCUUUGUUGUUUUCUGUUUUUUAAAUGGUGCACCAUUUCAACACUAGAUAAGCAACUGUCUUGGAUACAAAUGGUGAAAAGGUCAAAAGGUGUUCAAAACUAGAGAAGCAAAUGGCAAUCAUGUGUACAGGACAUGUGAAUGUUUUUAGUUUUUAAAAAAUGGAAAAAGUAGUACUGGUAAUACAGAGUCGGCAAAGCACAACCACCAAAACUAUUGGCUCUCAGGAAGUAGACUUUUGUUUAUGGAAAAGAUACAAAAGACAUUUUAACGUUUCAAAUCUUCUUGAGUGCGGUGAAGCCAAAUUCAUGCUUAACUACUUGCAUAAUGAACAUGCUUUGUUGUUGUCAGUUAUCUUGUGCAGACAGUGUUAAACGGAAGCUGUAAUGUUUACAUUUUUUAUACUCUUUUAUUGACUUUUGAUAAAGUAAACAGUGUUAUAAAUAUGAUGCAAAUACACUUCUUUUCAACUAA
Engraulis encrasicolus (European anchovy) is the source of this 2314-nucleotide messenger RNA. RefSeq names its product fucosyltransferase 11 (alpha (1,3) fucosyltransferase) (gene pofut4). The record is from RefSeq and is a predicted model, not a curated record. Gene Ontology annotation, molecular function: alpha-(1->3)-fucosyltransferase activity. Gene Ontology annotation, cellular component: Golgi membrane. The coding region runs from base 168 to 1625 and encodes 485 amino acids. NCBI's taxonomy places the organism in Eukaryota, Metazoa, Chordata, Actinopteri, Clupeiformes, Engraulidae. The transcript is spliced from 5 exons.